AUGAUGAACAUUUUUUCGCGUAAGAAUAAGCUAGAGGAUGAACUGUUUAACAUGAAGUUUACAGCCAAAACAUUGCUACGUAAUGCUAAAAAGUGUGAGAAGAACCAAGUGAUACAGAAGAAGAAUUUAAAGAAAGCUAUUGAGCAAGGCAAUAUGGAAGGUGCCAAGGUCUAUGCCCAGAACGUGAUUCGUGAGAAAACCCAGGCGCUAAAUUACUUACAGUUGUCUUCACGUAUGGAUGCCGUAGCGGCACGUGUGCAGACGGCCAUUAGCAUGGGCCAGCUCAAGGGGAAUAUGAGUGGUGUGGUCAAGGGCAUGGACACAGUGAUGGAGUCGAUGAAUGUGGAGGCGAUCUCGCAGACUAUGGAUCAAUUUGAGAAGCACUUUGAAGACAUGGACGUGCGUGCGGCCUACAUGGAAGGUGCCAUGAGCAGCGGUACAUCGAUUUCAACGCCUGCAGACGAGGUGGAUGACCUGAUUCAGAUGGUCGCAGAUGAGAACGGGCUCAAGGUUGCAGGGCAGCUGGACUCGGCAGGGCUUGUAGGUACAGAUUUGCCUAUAACAGAAGCAGCACGAGAGAAGAAGUCACAGGAUGAUUUGUCCAUGCGACUUGCAGCACUACGGAAAUAG
Peronospora belbahrii is the source of this 630-nucleotide messenger RNA. The record is from the annotation of a GenBank genome assembly. Lineage: Eukaryota; Oomycota; Peronosporomycetes; Peronosporales; Peronosporaceae.